This is a messenger RNA of Mytilinidion resinicola, 1641 nucleotides long. Its product is annotated as siderophore iron transporter. The record is from RefSeq and is a predicted model, not a curated record. Gene Ontology annotation, biological process: transmembrane transport. Lineage: Eukaryota; Fungi; Ascomycota; Dothideomycetes; Mytilinidiales; Mytilinidiaceae. The transcript is spliced from 4 exons. The coding region runs from base 1 to 1641 and encodes 546 amino acids. Gene Ontology annotation, molecular function: transmembrane transporter activity.
AUGAUCCAGUACAAUGCCUCCUUCUUUUCGCUUACCUUGUGCGCACCAAUUGCCACAUAUAUCAACGCGGAUCUGGGACCAAAGCCUUAUUACGUGUGGAUACAGAUUGUUUGGCCUCUUGCAUUUGCUGCUACUAUUACCAUCGAUGGACGUCUCGGCGAUCUCUUUGGCCGUCGCUGGUUGAUGAUCGGCGGAAAUAUUCUCUGCGUGGUUGCCUCUAUUAUUGGUGGGACAGCGCAAUCGAUCGGCGUAGUUAUCCUUGCCACUGGUCUCAAUGGUACGGCCGCAGCUAUCCAGCAAACGUCCAGUGCUGCUGUCGGUGAGAUUGUCCCUAGGAAAUACCGACCGCAAGCUGCAUCUGCCGUUGCAGGCAGUGGAAUAAUUGGAGGUGCCUUUGGUACCCCUAUUGCUAUCCAUGUUGCUACUAAGCUUUCCUGGCGAUGGGGUUUUUGGAUCACCCUCUUAACUGCUGGCAUUAGUGUAGUCGGAUUGAUUUGCCUCUACUUUCCUCCAACCUUUGAGGAGGUCCACAGUAAGGACCGUCGUACAAAAUGGCAAGAGUUUAAAGAUUUCGAUUUUAUUGGUGUAACUCUAUUUAUAGGCGGCAUUACCGUCUUGCUUCUAGGCAUCUCUUGGGGAGGUGUCACCUAUCCUUGGAAGAGUGCUGGAGUUAUUGUCCCUCUAAUUAUCGGUGCAUUGGCUCUUGUCGCAUUUGGAUUUUGGGAGGUUUUUGGAAACCUCAACGAAUCUCUCGUGCCGUACAAACUUUUUCAGAAUGUUCGCGGCUUUACCAUGGUACUAGUAGCAGAGUUCGUUGGAGGCAUGUUACUCUACGCGAUGAUUUCCAUUUAUCCUGUUCAAAUCGCGACUGUAUACGAGUCUAACCCUGCUGUUGCUGCGUGGGAGGAUUGUACUCUUCUAAUGGGGACUUUUGUUGGUGUUCUCCUGAUGGGGAGUAUUCUAGGGAGAAUCGGCCACGCUAGACUGAUCUUUGUGGGUUCUGUCGGUCUGAACACCAUAUUUAUAGGAUGUAUGGCAGCGAUGACACCUUCAACGCUUGGAGCAGCGCUUGCACUUACCACACUUACCGGACUCACCAUCGGCUUUCUUCAACUUGUGGGCAUUGUAAUGAUCAUGCUUAACUGCCCUGACGAAGACAUUGGAGUUGCAGUUGGUCUGAAUGGUUCCGCACGUUCUAUCGGUGGUUCGAUUGCAACCGCCAUGUACAGCACAAUCCUUACCAACAAGGUCCAGGAAGUCCUACCUGGAAAAAUUGCAGCUGCGGUACUUCCACUUGGACUUCCGAAAAGCAGCCUCGGGCCUUUGAUUGUGGCUCUUCUAAGCGGAUCUACAGCAGCAAUCGAGCGAGUGCCUGGCGUCACGUUACCUGUCAUAGGUGCGGCAGCUCAAGCAGUAAAGGAGUCUUAUGCUCAGGGAUUUAGACUUGUUUACCUUGUUGCCAUCCCAUUCGGCGUCGUUGCUACAGUCUGUGCUGCAUGCGCCAGAGACAUCGACCACCUGUUGACCAACGACGUAGCAGCAAAAUUGCAUUCGCCGGAACUGCAGCCACGCCAUCGGAAUACCGUCAACAACUCUAAUGCUGAUGUGGAAGCACCAAGUCAGGUCGUCGAGAAAGCUUAG